Molecule: messenger RNA, 3847 nt
Organism: Oryza sativa Japonica Group (Japanese rice)
Lineage: Eukaryota; Viridiplantae; Streptophyta; Magnoliopsida; Poales; Poaceae
Source: RefSeq, a predicted model, not a curated record
UACACAUGUAGAUGGGCUGGAUUAAGAUGCCUUUCGAUUGCUUUAAUGUUCGUGCUAUAGUACGAAACGCCAGGCAAGUCUCCUCGUUCUUCUCGUCGCCGCUCUCCCGCUGGCUUUGCUCUUCAACUUCAACUACUUCGCCGCCUCGCAGAAUCCCGGCGACGCGAACCCUAUCAGCCCGUGAACAACCAACCGCCUCGAGAAGCCACAUUUCGUCGAGGCGCGGGGGCGGCGCGCUGUUCGCCUUGCUGGGGGGAUCGGGGCGGCUUCUCGGCUGCGGCGGUGGCGGUGCUUUCCCCUUCAACCUUCGCGGCUGCGCGCGGCGACCGGAGCGCGGGCGCGGCGCGCCUCGUCGCCCCCCGUUCGUGGCGCUGUUAGAGGUUAGGAGGAUUCAUUGGUGCGGCACUGCGGCAUUACGACGAACGUCUCGAGCGCGCCUCGUCGCCCGGUUUGUGGCGCUGCUAAAGGUUAGGAUUCUUUGGGGCAUUUCGACGAACGUCUCGCUCGCGCCUCGUCGCCUGUUCGUGGCGCUGCUAAAGGGCACGAGGAUUCUGCAGUGCGACAUUUCAGCGAACACCUUGCGCGCACCUCUGGCGCCUUCCAGCAUUUCCCAAGGAGGCUUAAAUCCUUAUUAUUAUCUCUUCCCUUCCUGCGGACAAAUUUAUCUUGUGGCAUUUAUGCUACCUUGAUCUCGCUAUUGACAUACAAUAUCCCACAAACACAAAACCUCAAAUCCUAACUUAUCACAAGAUGAUUCCUCAAAAUGAUUUGUUGUUUCCUCUAUGUUCCCUUUUCCAUGACAUAUUUAGAACCUACAAUGUCUUGAGAUAUUUUAUUAGCAGUGACUUCUUGCUCGGAUCUUUCAAGUGUCAGGAACAAUCUCGUUCUUGUUGUACAGUAUUCCACAAACACAGAACCUCAAAUUCUAACUUAUCAACAAGAUGAUUCCUUAAAAUGAUUUGUUGUUUUCUCUGUGUUCCCUUUUGCAUGAAAUACUUACAACCUACAGUAUCUUGAGAUGUUUUAUCAGCAGUGACUUCUUGCUGGGUAUUUCAAGUGUUGACAAUAAUGGCGGUUCCUGUCAAUACCAAUAACCAAGAGGAGGAAGGUUGUAAUCCUUCCUCAGGCAAUGAGCUUGAACAAUUAGAAUCAGAUUUUUGUGAUGAAGCCAAUAACAUUGAGCUCGCUAAGGCCUUUUGGUAUAACAAGAGUGAAUUGGAGCAAUCAGCAAUUCUAUCGGUUGAGAUUGAGGAAUUGGAGAUGACUUAUUAUAGGGGCUGUAUACCCCCUUUUGAGCUGCAUCAAGUUCCUUUAUUAUCUGAUGCCAUCAGCUUCAUACAAGACACAAAAUCCUGGUUAUAUUGGGUUUGUCCCAAUUGUGAGAGGAUGUUUCUAGAUUCUGAAGGCUUCUUGUUGCAUCUCGAGAAUGAACAUCUACCACAACUGCCUAGAUCUGAGCCAAUUAUACCUAGGAGAAUAUCUGACAAUGAUGUAAGGGGAUUAAAAACCUUUAGUUGGCUUCCAGGCAACAUGUAUAUGAGAGGAGGAGUGGAUGACACUAAUUUUGAAGAUACCGAGAUAAGGAAAACAAUCAUGCAGAAGAUUCAGGAAGUGGUUUUCAAGCUCAUAGAUCUAAGGAUCCUUUCUGCUGAUCUUACAAAUAAAUUGACCACGUUUUCAAGACUUCGGGUGGGAAGAAGAGCCUAUCUGUUGCCCGGUAUGUUGAGCAUUGCAUUUCUAGGUGCAGAAGAUCUUGAAAUGAUCUAUAAAUUGCUGCAUCAGUUGUCGUUAGCCAAUACAUGGGAACUUGAGCAGAGUCCUGAGUUUGAUGAAGAUGGGAGUGAUUCUUUUGAUGCUGUUACUCUCGUUCAAGAUACUAACACCCUCUGUCUGGAUGUAAGAAAAAUCAUUUCUAGUACUGAUGGUUCUAUCAUGGAAGAUGAUGUCUUCAAAUGGCUAUUCUAUACACCCCUGCAAGAAGGGAUGCUGUUAUCAUGGUUGAGCAUGAAACAAAAACGUCUUCAACGUGGAGUUCAGAUCAUAUUGCAGAUUAAGACUUUCAGGGACACACUAAUAGAUGCAUACAAGAGUAAGCUUGAUGAUGGAAAGAUUUCAGAACAGGAACCUCCUAACUGUUUCCUUACUGAGACUGACUAUAUUGAUGCUAAGAUAUUGAGGAUUGAUUCUGAAAUUGAGUACAUGAAGAAAAUGUUGUCAGAAGUCUGUGCAUUUGAUUACCGUCCUGCCAUCAUGCCUAUUUUGAAGGCCUACAUACGGGAUAAGUUGAGAAAGGCUUCCUCUUGUGGUGUCUUUGAUCAAGAUGAUAGAUAUGCAGAAUAUAACAAGAAUUUGGACUCUGUCAAUCAAUUUCAGAUGGACCAGCAAGCUGGGAGAAAUCAAAAUUUUGUUGAUGAAGGCAACAGUUCUAGGACCAAGGUCGAGAAAGCACGGUGCUUUGUUUCAGAUCAUCAAGCCUCUAUUAUAGAACAAACGGGAACAUGCACAAUAUCAGAGGAACCAAGCGCUCAGAUUGACAUCAGCUGCACCUACUGUGGAGAGAUAGUUGAGGAAAAUUCAACAAUUGUGGAGAAAGAGGAGGAGAUAGUUGAGGAAAAUUCAACAAGUGUGGAGAAAGAGGAGUGGGAAGUGGUCAUGGAGGCUAUGAAGAGGUUGGUGGCAUCUCUGCCUCCAGAGAUGGUUCAGUUGCCAGGGACUAUGUCAGAAGAUCCAGCAAGCAAGAUUGCCUUUCAUAUAAUACGUGAGUUAUCUUUUCGCCAGGCUAUUAAAAGUGUGAAUGGGCAAAGAAUGGACACCAAGGCUGUGGAUACUGGUCCAGGUGCUCUUGGAAUUGCCAAGCCAGCAUCAGACGAAAAGGUCAAUGCAGCAUCAGACAAAAAGGGCAAUUCUGGAAGGCCCAAGAGGAGGAUGCUUAAGAGCUUGAUAUGGGCUCUGCUCUCAUCAUUUGCUAGCCACCUGUCAAUGCUACUGCUAUCCAGAUACUUGUUUGGAGGUGAAGAGGGAAAGGAAUCAAAAGAUUGCUGUCACAUAACUAGAGAGAAGAAAAACAGAGAGUUCAAAAGGUGGCUUGUCAUUAAAAUAAUUGCUCCGGUGAUUUUGUGUGGCUAUGUGCAUCAUUCGGUUCUGUGUUAUCGAUCCUGAGGACAGACAGGAAGCCUCGGUCUUCAGCAGAAAUGGAUUCAUCAAUUUGAUAACGAAUUCAAUAUCAAAGAUUUCAUUCUUUGGAAUUAAGGAUUUCCCAGCGACAUCACAAUAUAUUACGAUAUGUGCCCACGCAGUCUCUUUUGUUGCUGAUCUCGUGAGUUCCUUAUUUCUGUACUUUAUGGGAGGAUUUGCAGAGCUUGACCCAGCUGAUGGAUAAAUUGUUGACACAAGUCAUGAUCUGUGUGGAAUCCAAUGUCAAGCUCAUUUGAGCGCAUUCCUGAAACUUUGAGAAGGGCCUGCGCAUGGGAGCUCCAGAACUACAAAGCCUUAGUCAACAUGAAGAGAAGAAAGGAUGAGUAGAAUGUAAUGCCUGCAAUGUCAACUGAAAACCUGGUGGUAUACUUUCCACCCUGUAAACCUUGUAUAUAAGGCUCUUGCUUGUGCUUUUUGUCGGCAAGAAUGUUGUAUGCUGUAGCAGAAUGCUGAAAAAUAAACACGAAACUGCUUAUACGCUUAUUCUGAGAUUAGAACAGAGCUGGAACGCCUGUAGCCUCUCUGAACCUGUUUGCUCCUAACAACCUAAAAGCAUAAUGAGAUAGAAUGGAAUGUAAAGGUCAAACUUGGAGUACAUUUCAAAUUUCGUCCAAACAAGUUUUUUUUUCCUCAGAAUAGCAAGAACAGCAGA